Messenger RNA from Pleuronectes platessa (European plaice), 3826 nucleotides. Its product is annotated as GDP-Man:Man(3)GlcNAc(2)-PP-Dol alpha-1,2-mannosyltransferase. Gene Ontology annotation, biological process: protein N-linked glycosylation. The record is from RefSeq and is a predicted model, not a curated record. Gene Ontology annotation, cellular component: endoplasmic reticulum membrane. Gene Ontology annotation, molecular function: GDP-Man:Man(3)GlcNAc(2)-PP-Dol alpha-1,2-mannosyltransferase activity. Lineage: Eukaryota; Metazoa; Chordata; Actinopteri; Pleuronectiformes; Pleuronectidae. The coding region runs from base 1 to 2004 and encodes 667 amino acids. The transcript is spliced from 6 exons.
AUGACACAGGCUGCUGUCGGGGUGACCCCCGCACUGAAGGAGGGUGUCUGUCCCCGGUGUGACAUCCUGUGUGGCUGUCCCCGGUGUGUCCCCGGUGUGAAGGUGUCUGUCCCCGGUGUCAAGGUGUCUGUCCCCGGUGUGACAUCCUGUGUGUCCCCGGUGUCUGUCCCCGGUGUCUGUCCCCAGUGUGAAGGUGUCUGUCCCCGGUGUGACAUCCUGUGUGUCCCCGGUGUCUGUCCCCAGUGUGAAGGUGUCUGUCCCCGGUGUGACAUCCUGUGUGUCCCCGUGUGUGUCCCCGGUGUCUGUCCCCAGUGUGAAGGUGUCUGUCCCCGGUGUGACAUCCUGUGUGUCCCCGUGUGUGUCCCCGGUGUGAAGGUGUCUGUCCCCGGUGUGUGUCCCCGGUGUGACAUCCUGUGUAUUCCCGGUGUUUGUCCCCGGUGUCUGUCCCCGGUGUCUGUCCCCGGUGUGACGGUCGUGUGUCCAUCCCCCCGCAGGUUGCUGUGGUCCCUGGCGGCUCCCUGCGCCCUCCUCACCCUGGUCCUCACCCUGGUCCUCGGCCUGCUGCUGCUCGGGCUCCGCUUGUGGCUCCAGAUCCGCCGGAGGAGCCGGAGGAGGAAGAGCCGGGCGGAGGGCGGCGGCGGCCCGGCGGUGGCCUUCUUCCACCCGGACUGCAGCGCCGGAGGAGGCGGGGAGCGGGUCCUGUGGAGCUCGCUGAGGGUCCUCAUGUCCCGGUUCCCUGACGUGUCCUUCGUGGUCUACGCUGCUGACCAGGGACUGACCGCUGAACAGAUUCUGGAGGGAGUCCGACAGCGUUUCAAUGUCACGCUGCCUCGACCAAUCACCUUCACCUUCCUGCGUCACGGCGCGCUGGUGGAGGCGACCUCUUACCCUCACUUCACUCUGCUGGGCCAGAGCGCCGGCUCCCUGCUGCUCGGCUGGGAGGCUCUGACGGCCUUUGUUCCCGACCUCUACGUGGACUCGAUGGGCUUCGCCUUCACGCUGCCGAUCUUCCGCUACCUCGGCGGCUGCGCGGUGGCGAGCUACGUCCACUUUCCCACCGUCAGCACGGACAUGUUGUCUGUGGUCAGAGAGCAGAGCCCCAGGUUCAACCCAGCCUUCCUCUCCAGGAGCCCGGUGCUGAGUGCGGUGAAGCUGGUGUACUACGGCUGCUUCGCUCUGCUCUACGGUCUGGCCGGCUCCUGCAGCCACGUCAUCAUGGUGAACUCCACCUGGACACUGGGACACAUCCUGGCCCUGUGGCGCUCUCCCAGCCGGACCACCGUCGUCUACCCGCCCUGCGACAUCCGGGCUUUCCUGGACGUACCGCUGGAGGACGAGGUGGAGGAGGGCUGGGUGGAGCUGGGGGAGGAGCUGGUGAGUGGAGAGGAGGAGGGGGGGGGGAGGAAGUGUCAGUCUGUGGUGUCAGUGGCUCAGUUCCGGCCGGAGAAGGACCACAGGCUGCAGAUCCAAGCGUUUAGCAAACUGUUGGACAGGAAAGGGGAGGGGCCUGGGGGCAGGGAGUCCUUGCGGCUCGUGCUGAUUGGUGGAUGCAGGAACCAGGAGGACGAGGACAGGGUGCUGAUGCUGCGGGGGUUCUGUGAGGAGCUGGGCGUGUCCGACCGGGUCGACUUCAAACUGAACGUCCCGUUUGAGGAGCUGCAGCGGGAGCUGGUGAGCGCCACCAUCGGCCUGCACACCAUGUGGAACCAGCACUUCGGCAUCGGUGUGGUGGAGUGCAUGGCUGCAGGCACCAUUGUUCUCGCCCACAAGUCCGGAGGUCCACAGCUGGACAUAGUGGUCCCGUACGAGGGUGGACAGACGGGGUUCCUGGCCGACAGCGAGGACAGCUAUGCCGCCGCCAUGGAGACCAUCCUGGCGCUGUCCCCAGCAGACAAACUGGAGAUCCGGCGAAACGCCCGGCGCUCGGUGGAGCGCUUCUCCAACCGGGAGUUUGAGGCUUGUUUCCUCGCUGCUAUGGAGCCUCUGCUGAGUAAACUGGAGUGAUGAGGAGGAGCCGACGUGGCCUGUUGGUGUCUACUGGUGUCCACUGGUGUCCACUGGUGUCCACUGGUGUCCACCAAGGGGCAGCUCUUCAUUUGUUCUGCUUCUUAGGGUGAGGAUUCAAACAGACCAGGCUUCCAACUCUGGCAAUAAACUUUGACAUGUUGUCUCAUCCCCAUUAAAACAAAUAGAAAAGGACGUUGACAUGUUAAGACGAGUCUCUGCUGGACACUCGGAGAUUAAACUUCUGAUCCACUGUGAUAAGUUAACAGAAAUCAGAACCACACAGGACGUCAGCAGUGAAACACGACGAUCAGAGACGAUGGAAUUCAACCAGCAGCCUUGAAAAGCACUUAGUGAAGUCAAGUGAUUGUUUUGGUUCGUCACUCUCUGCUGAUUGGUUAACACAGGGGUCUUCAACGUCUUUCAGGCCAAGGACCCCCAAACUGGUGGAGAGAUGGAGCAGGGACCCCUACUAUAUAUAUAUUGUAUAAAAUUGUGUUUUAUAUUAAACUGGGCCUAGUGCCAUGUAUAAACAUAGCUACCCUGUUAUUGUGCAUUCAAUACUAAGCUAUAUUAAAUUGGUUCGAGAAUAAUAAAAAAAUUGUCUAAUCAACCAAAGAUUUCGCGACCCCACUGCAGUACCUCCGCGGACCCCUAGGGGGUUAACAGGUCCUCAGGUGAAGUUCAGGCUUCACUGACGUGAGAGUCUUGUUUUAAAGUCACUGUGAAUAAUCAGUCGACUGAAAGAGCAGCUGUGCUAAUAAAUGAUGGAUUAUUUAAACCUGCUCCAUGUUAGCAGACGGGACACGGACCAAAUUAGACAUUAAAUAAAUGUUUGUAAAGAUGCUCCUGAUUGGUUGAGAAUGUGUAUGGGAGGGACCUCGAUACCCCGGCUCCACCCCACGAUCAAUAGAGCGCUGGCACCGACUGCAAAUGAUGUCAUAACCACAAGAUGGCAGCGUUUGUAUCUGAGAUAUUUUAGCUGCGUUUUCUGAGGAAGUGGAAACAUCUAGUCUCACAUUAUACUUUUUUUUUACACUUGUAAAAACACAUGUAUUGACAUCAUUGCUGCAUUAUACCAACAAAGAAAAUAAUGGAUAAUUAUUGAUUAAAUAAUUUAACAUUAUAAUCAGUAGCAGCUUUAUUGUGUAGGAGAUUGAGAUUGUUGUCGGGUGAUGGAGAAACUGAGUAAUGUGUUAAUUAUAAGAAGCUUUAUUUUGCAGGAGCCGUUACUACUGAUGUUCUCGUUUCACUGAGAAUAAGAAAUCAUGCAAAAAUACUGUAAUAAUUAUACACAACUAGAACUAGAUGAACUAGUUAGCUGCAGAGUCAUUUGAAUUAAGGCUUAGUUAGAGUUUAAACUCUGAGAAUCAAUAAUUUUACAUUUACUGUGACUCAUCAUAUUUAAAAUAUAUUCAAACAUAUUCCAAACACAUCAAUGAGAAACUGUGAAGACUUGUUUAUUCUGCCUGGACGUACGAAAAGUGCUGCGUCCAUUUCAAAGCAUGAAGCCGUCACUGCUCACGUACUCCCACGUGUGCUUUGCAUUAGCAUGGUUGUUAAGCAAAACAUCCACUAGAGGGCAGAGCCGAGUGUCUGACCACACCAAGCGUUUUAACUUAUCAUCCUCAAAGCAUUUGGUUAUUGUUAAAAUGUCUUUGUAUCUUAUGGUUGUUUCGUAUAAACUAUCUGCGACACUGCCCCCUCAGCAUGUCGGUGGUACUGCGUCUGUUUCCUCAGUAAUGAGCCUUUACACAUUCCUUCAUCACAACACACACACACACACACACACACACACACACACACACACACACACACACAC